Molecule: messenger RNA, 4575 nt
Organism: Hyalella azteca
Lineage: Eukaryota; Metazoa; Arthropoda; Malacostraca; Amphipoda; Hyalellidae
Exons: 10
Coding region: 543-4103 (1186 amino acids)
Source: RefSeq, a predicted model, not a curated record
UAUUAUGGCACAACUAUGUGAUCAAAUUAAGUUGAAAUUAAGUUGUUAGUUAUUUUAUUAGCUAUAAUUGUGUAGAAUAGCUAUCGUCCCUGAAAAAAAACGUCCGUGCUAUCACUUUGCCCAAGUCAGAAGUCCCAGUCACGCUGAAGCAGAAUGAGUUCACUCUGAAUUGCUGCUUUUGAUGCUGCUGCUCCCUCUCAAAGGACCCCAAGGGAGCUUCAGUAGUUAGCAAGACACCUAAAGUCAUCCUUCAAAUAAGUUAUCGUCCUCGAUGUCCGUCCAUGUGCCAAGUUUGCCUUUGAGUCUCACAUCGCAUCACCGUCCGGCUUACUUUGUCCUUAACAGCCUCUUCCAGGUCCAAGAGAUAUCCGACAUCUUUCUUUUAAAUGUUCCAGUUCUUAAAAAUUCCGCCAGUGGGAUUUUUGCAUUAUUAUGCAAAUUCGCUAGCUUCCUUAUGAUGCUAGCUGUGAGAUUAUCAUCUAAGAGACUGAUUAGUUCAAGAGACGGACUGCGCGUCGCCUUCCUUCCCGAUAUACGUGAACAUGAAGAACUGCCGAGCCUAUGUCAAGUCGGUGGUGCUGGUGUUCCUCAGCGUCACGAUCACGACUGAUCACGCUCACGCUGGAGUAGCUUCUGAGUUCCCGCGCGACUCGGUUGCCUUAGCGAGUGUAAACUUUUCUAAUUUUGUCUUGAGAAGCAAUGGGGAAAGAAAACUUAUGGGAACCAAAAGUGAAAUUGGUAAAUUUAUAUUUGGUUCUUCAGCUUCAGUUUCAGGACAGGUGGUUUUAGGUCAGUGUGGCCCAAGUGCGCAAGGCGUAAAAACUGUGAAAAACUUGCACUCUCUUGUCGAUAUAUUUCCCCUGACAUUUUUCGCAAACAAUUCUAUAAUACUUGAUGAUAGUGAACCUAACUCUCUAGAUGUAGCAAUAUCUGAGUUCAAGGGACAAAUUGCAUCACCAGCAAGCGUCACCUAUGAUGAAGUCGAGGCACAGAGCUUGAGGAAGUUGAACUCGAGCAUGGCAGCGUCAGCGCUGCUGCAGGCGCCGCGCAUCACGGAAUGCGGCAGCAAGAUUUGGACGCCGCCAGAGGGCGAGCCGUGGGUGGCGCUGGUGCCGGAGUAUGGCACGCUGGAACACGUCCGCUCUGCGCUCCAACUUAACGCCUCCGCCGUCCUUAUUUACAACGCCACCUUCAGGGAGCCUCGCCUCACUCGGAACGAGACGACGUCGCUGGUGCUGGUGGCGUUGUCGCCCGUCGUAGGGGCGGAGGUGGCCGAGCUCAUCAGGGGCGGCUCUCUCAUCUACGUCAGCCUGCGUCGCACGCACCACAACUAUGCUGCUAACAUCAAUAGAACAAGCGUGCUGUUCGUGUCCGUCUCGUUCAUCCUGCUGAUGAUCGUGUCGCUGGCCUGGCUGGUGUUCUACUACGUGCAGCGCUUCCGGUACAUCAACGCUAAAGAUCGUCUGCAGAAGCACCUGUCAAACGCUGCCAAGAAGGCCUUGUCCAAGAUCCCUGUCAAGAGCAUCAAGCUCGGUGACAAGGAGCUACAGCUGGAGGAAUGCUGUGCCGUGUGUCUGGAGGCGUACACCACCGGCGACGCUGCUCGGGUGCUGCCGUGUCGGCACGAGUUCCACAAAGCGUGUGUGGACCCGUGGCUCCUGGACCACCGCACGUGUCCUAUGUGUAAGAUGGACAUCCUACGCCACUACGGCUAUAACUUGGCGGGCAGCAGCGACAACAUCAUCAUCGGCAUCAUCGACGACGAUCCCAACCUCGGCACCGGCAACGUCAACAACGUCUUGACGCACACCCUCACCCGCUCCUCCAACGCUGCUGAUGUCAGCAACUUGUACGGUCAGCACCCGGUGCUGCGUGCCAGCAUCACGCCCAGCAGCACCAUCGGUGCCAGCAGCACCAGCAGUGCUGACAGUGCCAGCCAUGCAGCAGCACAGUCCCCGGUCGCUGACGCCACUACAAGCAGAGCUGCUGACGGCGACGCUGUCAGCAGCUCUGCCGUUCCUUCUGCUGACGAUGUCGCUUCUGACCCUCCGUCCCGACCCUGCAUGUCUCACGCCCCUGGUGACGUGUGUGACGAAGAUGUUACCGCGGACGCCGGCGUCUCUGAAGCAGAUGCGCCCAAGUCUGAGUCGUUCCUGCGCACGAUGCUGGACACGGCGCGCAGUCGUGUGCCCUUCUCUGCUAGGAACUUCGGCAAGAACCACAGCGUUGAUGAGGGCAAGACCGUGGCUAAUGCUGGCCAGGCAGCGCUGCAAGACUUGGUCAGAAAUCCUUCGGAAGAUGACGUGUCGGCGUCCUUUGCUGUAGCCGCUUCGUCGCGUGGUCUCGGCGACAACAUCUACGGGUUCGACGACGAAUCUUCGUUGUCGCUGUCCUUGCGUGACGUGCGCCGCCCAGCAGCACGUCUCAAUUUUGACGACGUUGACUCAGUUGGCUCCCACGAGUUUACGGACGCCCUGGAACACGUCACCCCGCUGGCAGUAGUUCGCUCUAAGACAGCAGGACGCAACAACACCUCAGAAGACGUGAUAACUUCCUCAGACAACAACAAUAAAAGACCCAAGUUAUCGGACAGCUGUGACACCAGCGACGACGAUGACCGAGUCGAGUCUUGUACUUCUGAUGCGAGCGACUGGACAGAACCUGCCGUCGCCCACAAGUCUUGUCCUGGAGGGACUGGUGAAGGCGCAGGCUUGUCUAAUCGGGAUAACUCAGGUCUCAUCUCAGCCACCGUUGCAAAUUCGUCAACAAGACCUGGUCGAUCAGUUCUGCCUGGAAAUAAAAGUUUUUACAAAGACAAGAAUAUCGCUGAGGAGAAAAGAACUUCCGAAGACACGGUGAAGAAGCGUGACGAAGAAACGAAAACUGACAUAAGGAAGUUUACCGCAGUGCACUCUAGAGGGAGGUCUGACGAGAGACGACCCGUUGUACAGGAAGAAGCCCGAGAGGAAAGUUUACCGAGCAGUCGAGGCCACAGCGCCUUGGGAUAUUUCCAGCUCAGCGAGGUUGAGGAGAACGAUCCAACCCUACGGGACAUGAGGCCUCGGGUGUUCGCUGGUGUCAGAAACGCGACGUUAUCUUCAGGCGGCCGUCGUUCAGGCGACGGAGGAAAGGUUCAGGGCGUUCGCUCUUCUCGUAGUAUUUCGGGUCUUAGUUCCUACGCAACUCCCACGUCAGCGGAUCCUCUGCACAGGAAAAAGUCAGAGCCUGAGCUCAGUAGCACCUUCGAAUAUCGUGAGCGUCUCGGGCUUCCUAAUGUGUGCCAAAAUUUUAAAGCCAUAGCGGGCUCUGGGAGUAUAUCCCCUCACGCUGCUGCUGCCGUCGGUCGACCGACAGUCAUAACGCCUCACGCUCCUUUGCCAGCUCAUACUAUUGUUCAUCCUACACCUGUCCCAGCAACUGGACGUUCAUCAUCGCCUGCUGCUGUAGUUCAUGGAACUGCACCUGCAGAUCAAUCGUCCGCAGCUGCGGUGAAAACUGCUCAAUCUUUUACAUCGGCUGAAAAUCUGUCAUCGAGGAGGAGGUCUACACCCUUGUCCUACUGCAGCCCGACAACAGACAUGGAGGACCUCAAGAGACGCUUGACUAUUCUGAGUGACCAAUUGCCGCUGUCCCCGGAGUUUCUUCCUGAAACUGGCGUCUCGACAUCAAAGUCCCGCCACGACUUGUCGAAGACGGCGGCAGCGAGAAGAAGUUCCCUCAGCGUGGCCGAUCAGUUGCACGGUAGGAACGUGUCAGUUCAUCCCAUGCAAGAGAAAAAGUUUGGGCAGGCGUACAGAGGUAAUGGAGCCGUCCCUAAAACAUCUAGUCACUCAACUCAAAAUAGCUUAAAUCAAAACGACGACCCACUUGCCUCGAAAUUGAGCGAUUCCCGACCUAGGGAAGUUGAGGUAGGGAGUCGCAGGUCCAGGAAAGUUGCGCCGGUGUCGUCGGCCAAAAGAAUUGCCGACGAGAAGAUUCAGAAGUCGGUCAAAAGAUCAGUCCGUUCCGAUGGCGGCAAAGAAAAACCUAUCACUGAAGAGACCGAUGAAGCGGCAUCUUCUGGAAAAUCUAGCAAAAAUGUUCUCAGCGUUUCGUAUGCGUAGUACGAUUUUCUUUAGUAGGUCAAUUUAUAUAUUGAUUAAUGGUUAAUUUUAACUUCUGUGGUAUAAACUUUCUGGAAUAGAUUUGUAUUACAUUUCACUCUACCUAGAAAAUAAUUUGAACGGCUCAAACAAAUGAAGUUUUGGCUUUACACAUCCGAGCUCAGUGUUCAAUUGUUCACACAGAAAGUUAACAGUUCUGCAGCACAGAACUAUUGACUUUCAUUAGUUAUCACAUACAAAGAUUCAAUUGCAUCUCCUUUUUCUCCUUUUAGACUUGUGCAUCUAAUAUGAAACAUUGUAAAUGAACAUAAUAAUCUAAGGUUUUGUAGAACCGAUUUCUUAUACAAGCGCUGCUCGAGUUUACCUCGAAAGCUCCUUGGUCAUAAAAGUGUUCCUGGUUCGGUAUUAUAUUUAGUUGAAACGUCUGCCGAGCUGACUGCUGUGAGUCAGCCUCAUCUCUAACAAAAUUUAG